Messenger RNA from Trichosurus vulpecula (common brushtail), 10295 nucleotides. It is a transcript of the gene IRS1, whose product is annotated as insulin receptor substrate 1. Bases 554 to 4288 code for a protein of 1244 amino acids. The transcript is spliced from 2 exons. The record is from RefSeq and is a predicted model, not a curated record. Lineage: Eukaryota; Metazoa; Chordata; Mammalia; Diprotodontia; Phalangeridae. Gene Ontology annotation, molecular function: phosphatidylinositol 3-kinase binding; insulin receptor binding. Gene Ontology annotation, cellular component: cytosol; plasma membrane. Gene Ontology annotation, biological process: insulin receptor signaling pathway.
UAUUUAAUUUGCCUCGGGAAUCGCGGCUUCCAGUGGAGGACUCAGAAACCCGAGGAGUGUGUACUGGAGAGGGAGAGACAGAGAGAAAGGGGAAAAGCAGGGACCCCCCCCCCCUUUCCAGCCCCCCAGCUCCUCCUCCCUGUGCAGGAAUCCAGCCCAUGCAAUGAAAGAUGCAUCUUUGCUUCUUCCCAGCGGCGGCUGAGGGGAGACUUUGCUCUGUAUGGAUUGGGACUGGCCUCGUCCAGGACUGAUUUUCACCCCCAAGGGCAUGAAACACCCAUAAACUCUCGCUGGGGAUCCUGACUUCUCGAGCAGCUGCUUUUUCUUCUGAGCUCGGGCGGCGGGGGAGAAGAAUCAAAAAGAGAUUCGGAUCAAGGACAAGGGGGAGGUUGUAUUUUUUUUAAACCGUCCCCGUCUCCCCCCACCUUCUCGGGCUGACUUGUUUGCAUGUGCUGUGUUUGGGGGAGGUACCCGCUCUCCCACCUACCCGCUUGUAUUUCUGCCCACCCUUCGUUCCUUGCUCGGUGGCUGGGGCACCAGCAGCAGCGGCAGCAUGGCGAGCCCACCGGAGGGGGACGGCUGCUUCUCCGACGUGCGGAAGGUGGGCUACCUCCGCAAACCCAAGAGCAUGCACAAACGCUUCUUCGUACUGCGGGCAGCCAGUGAGGCCGGGGGUCCAGCCCGCCUGGAGUACUAUGAGAAUGAAAAGAAGUGGAGGCACAAAUCUGGUGCCCCCAAGCGCUCUAUCCCGCUGGAGAGCUGUUUCAACAUCAACAAGCGGGCUGACUCCAAAAACAAACACCUGGUAGCCCUCUACACCCGGGAUGAGCAUUUUGCCAUUGCCGCGGACAGCGAGUCCGAGCAGGAGAGCUGGUAUCAGGCGCUCCUGCAGCUCCACAACCGGGCCAAGGGGCAUCACUUGCACCAUUCCCACCACGAGGCUGCAGCUUUUGGAGUGGGAGGGGGAGGAGGAGGGGGGAGCUGCAGCGGCAGCUCCGGUCUGGGAGAAGCCGGUGAGGACAGCAGCUAUGGUGAAAUGGCCCCAGGACCAGCUUUCAAGGAGGUCUGGCAAGUGAUUCUAAAACCUAAGGGCUUGGGGCAGACAAAGAACCUGAUUGGCAUCUACCGGCUCUGCCUGACCAGUAAGACUAUCAGCUUUGUGAAGCUGAACUCCGAGGCUGCGGCAGUGGUCCUCCAAUUGAUGAACAUUCGCAGGUGUGGUCACUCGGAAAACUUCUUUUUCAUUGAGGUGGGGCGCUCUGCAGUGACUGGGCCUGGGGAGUUCUGGAUGCAAGUGGAUGACUCUGUGGUGGCCCAGAAUAUGCACGAGACCAUCCUGGAAGCCAUGCGGGCCAUGAGUGAGGAGUUCCGGCCUCGCAGCAAGAGCCAAUCCUCCUCAAACUGCUCCAACCCCAUCAGCGUACCUUUGCGCAGGCAUCACCUCAAUAACCCACCACCCAGCCAGGUGGGGCUCACCCGAAGAUCCCGGACUGAGAGCGUCACCGCCACAUCGCCGGCCAGUGUAGUAGGUGGGAAGCCCUGUUCUUUCCGUGUCCGGGCCUCCAGUGAUGGGGAAGGCACCAUGUCCCGACCAGCUUCAGUGGAUGGGAGUCCUGUGAGUCCCAGCACCAACCGGACCCAUUCUCACCGGCACCGGGGCAGCUCCCGCCUGCAUCCACCCCUCAACCACAGCCGUUCCAUCCCAAUGCCCUCCUCCCGAUGCUCCCCUUCAGCCACGAGUCCAGUUAGCUUAUCCUCUAGCAGCACCAGUGGCCACGGGUCAACUUCAGACUGCCUUUUCCCUAGGAGGUCCAGUGCGUCAGUGUCUGGCUCACCCAGUGAUGGGGGCUUCAUCUCUUCUGAUGAAUAUGGCUCUAGUCCCUGUGACUUCCGAAGUUCCUUCCGCAGCGUCACCCCAGAUUCCCUGGGCCAUACCCCACCAGCUAGGGGUGAAGAAGAGCUCAGCAACUAUAUCUGCAUGGGAGGCAAAGCCACGCCUAACUUGACAGCCCCCAAUGGCCACUAUAAUCUAUCCAGAAGUGGCAAUGGGCACCGGUAUACCCCGGGAGCUGGCCCAAGUCCUGCUACAGUUGGAGAUGAGGCAGGCACUGCAGCGGAGCUGGAGAAGAGUUUCCGUAAGAGAACUCACUCAGCAGGUACUUCUCCUACCAUUUCCCACCAGAAGACACCUUCACAGUCCUCGGUAGCAUCCAUUGAGGAGUACACAGAGAUGAUGCCUUCCUACCCGCCCUGUCCUGCGGCUGGCAGUGGGAACCGGGUGCAAGCCUACCGGCACUCAGCCUUUGUGCCCACCCACUCCUAUCCUGAGGAGUGUCUGGAGAUUCAUCCAUUAGAGGAGAGAGGUGGCCACCAUCACCGGGGGGACGCUCCGGUGCUACACACAGAUGAUGGCUACAUGCCCAUGUCUCCUGGGGUGGCCCCGGUACCCAGUGGCCGAAAGAGUGGUGGGGAUUACAUGCCCAUGAGCCCCAAGAGUGUGUCUGCCCCGCAGCAGAUCAUUAACCCCAGCAGACAUCAUUCCCAGAGGGUAGACCCCAAUGGCUACAUGAUGAUGUCACCCAGUGGCAGCUGCUCCCCUGACAGCGCAGGGGGGUCCAGCAGCAGCAAUGUUGCCGCUUCUGGCAACAGCUAUGGCAAGUUAUGGACAAAUGGGGUUGGUGGCCACCAUCACCAUCACCACGUUCACCCAAAGCUCUCUGUGGAGAGCAAUGAUGGGAAGCUGCCUUGUAGUAGUGACUACAUCAACAUGUCCCCAGCUGGGGACUCUGCUACCAGCAGUCCCUCUGACUGCUACUAUGGCCCAGAAGACCCCCAGAACAAGGCCGUCUAUUCCUACUACUCUUUGCCAAGAUCCUUCAAACACACGCAGCAGCAGCAGCAGCUUCAGCAGCAGCAGCAGCAGCGUCGAGGGGAGCCUGAAAAUGGUGCCAGGCUUAAUCACCUGCGCCUCUCGGUCAGCUCCAGCCGUCUCCUCUAUGCCACAGCCGCAGAGGACUCGUCCUCUUCCGCUAGCAGUGACAGCCUGGGAGGAGGUGGAGGUGCGCAGGAAGGGGCACAUGGCCAUCAUCACCAUCAGCCCCUGCAGCAACACCUGCCCCGAAAAGCGGAUAUGGUUGCACAGACCAAGAAUCGCCUGACUCGGCCCACGAGGCUGUCUCUGGACGGCCCCAAAGCCAGCACCUUACCUAGAGCCCGAGAGCAGCCGCAGCAGUCUCUUCUUCCUCCAGAGCCCAAGAGCCCAGGGGAAUACGUGAAUAUUGAGUUUGUUGGUGACCAGCCGGGCUACUCCCAUGGCUCAGCCAUCUCUCUCUGCUCUCCCACAGUCAGGUGCCCAUCCCAGCGACAGCCAGCCCCUAGAGAAGAUGAGACUGGCUCCGAGGAAUACAUGAACAUGGACUUGAGGCCUCCCCGGAGGCCUGCCUGUCAAGAAAGCUUUGUGGCAAAGGCUGGCAGAGCGUGCCCCCUGCCCACUGGGGUGGGUGGUGUGCGUAGGCCCAGCCGAGUGGUGCCAAACAGCCAGGAUUACGUGACCAUGCAGGUGGGUGGGCCCUGUCCAGGCUGUGCGGAUGCCUCCCUCAGCUAUGUGGUUAUGCAAACAAGCAGGGCUUCAGAAGAGUCCAGCGUCCCAGCCGCUGCAGCAACUGCCCCGUCCCCCUCUUUUACAACCACCUCCCCCUCUCUCCCCCAGCACCAAGGACAGGCAGAGCUGGCUAGCCGCCCAUCCCUGUUAGGAGGUCCAAAGGGACCUGGAGGGAUUAGCGCCUUUACCCGGGUGAACCUCAGUCCCAGCCGCAACCAGAGUGCCAAAGUGAUCCGGGCUGACCCCCAAGGGUGCCGGAGGCGUCACAGCUCAGAGACAUUUUCCUCUACUCCUAGUGCUGCCCGGGGCAGUAACGUUGCAGUGCCCUUUGGGGCUGCUGGUGCAGGUGGCUCUGGGGCCAGUGGCAGCAGUGAAGAUGUUAAACGCCACAGUUCUGCCUCCUUUGAAAAUGUCUGGCUAAAGCCCGGGGAUCUAGGGAGCCCACCCAGCAGGAAGGAAGCAUCCCAGACGAGCGGGGGUGCAGCCGGUUUAGAGAACGGACUCAACUAUAUCGACCUGGAUUUGGUCAAGGAUUUUAAUCACCGGCCCCAGGAGUGUCCCCCUCUGCUGCAGCCUCCUCAUCAGCCUCGUGGCAGUGGCGCAGCCAGUGGGAACGGCUGCUCCAAUGAGGAUCUAAGCGCCUAUGCUAGCAUUAACUUUCAGAAGCAGCCCGAGGACCUUCCAUAGCUCCUCCUGAAAAAUCACAGCAGAAUGAUGACCUACACAACCUCAGCAAAUCCUUCUUAACUCAUGGGUAUUCAGACGCCAAGUGUUUCAUGUCUCACAACUAGGACCUCACAUCCUCUUCCUCAGUAGAUGGUACGAUGCACCCAGUUCAGUUUGUUUACUUAACACAAACCUCAGGAGUCCCGUUGACUGAACUGCACAUUCUCUGUUGUGCCAAGCAAAAAAUAAAAGCACUGUGACAUCAGAACAAGGAGUCUCCAUAACUUCAUCGGCAACCACAAGGACUUGGCUGGCCACAAUGAACUGACGUGCCCACCACUAUAUCAUAUGAGACUGGGUACAAUUAGCACAUUUACACAGUAUGCUAAAUUUCAUUUGCUGCUGAAAAACCUGUAUGACAGAUCAUCAUUGUAAAUUAUUACAUACCAAACUGUUGAUGCUGGUUGGAGAGUAUUAAAUAUUUAACAUAGGUUUUGAUUUCUAUAUGUAAUUUUUUUUUAAUUAAAAUGUAACUUUUUUUUUUUCCUACAGCACAUCUUUUUUUUGGAUGUGGAACUGAGGUACACUAUGUUCUGUUGUAAACAGAGUGGGGUAACUGCUUAAAAACAAGGCUAAUGAGAAUAGAGUAGGGUACUAUUCUUGUUUGAAGAUUGUAAUUCAGAAAAUAAUAUAAUAUUAUUCCUAGGUCCGCAGAUGACCCUCGAUUGUACAGCUAUAUUUACUGAUAAUAUCUCUUGUAACAUAAACCUGAUGUUGAUCUGAGUUCCUUACGAUGAAAUCAUAAUUUUAUACUUCUCUUAUAAGACAAUAGUAGGCCGUGUUAACUAAACUGAAGACAAAUUUUCUAUAUCUGGUAUUUGCAACUGUCAGCUUGAACUCGGCAAGUGCGCAGAAACAAAAAUAUGACAAAAAGAAAUCAAAGUCUUCCAUUGUAUAUAUUGUAAAAAAGCAAAAAAAAGAAGAAGAAAAAAGAAACAUGGGUGAUCUCUUCAAAUCCAAAUCUCUCUCGGAAUGAACAAUGUGGGUGUUUGUAAAUUCUGGAAAUCUCUUUCUAUGAGUAAUAAACUAGAUGCUGUUUAUCUUUUUUUUCCUUUCCCCCUUCUAUAAGCUAUAUCCAUUCUCACAGUUUUUUUUUUCUCUGUGCACACAUACAGAUAUUUCAUUUCCCAUGUUGUCUUGAGAAUGGCAGCAGGACAAGUGAGUGCUUGCUAAACGAAAUUAAAAUUCCAGAAGGUGUAUUAAGAUAGCUAGGACAACAUCUCACUCUACUAAAGACCUUUAUCUCAUGUUUCCUGAGACCUUUCAGUGUAAAGCUUUUAAAAGAAUGUAAUUAGACUAUUUUACUUAAAGGGCCCUAACUGACCCGUUAGUGAUUAUUUAAUAAAAUCUGAGUAAACCAGGAAUACUUAAAGGAAUGCUAAUAUGCCUAUGGAGCAUCAAAGCAGUCCCAAAACAGUUCAUCCUUUUCUUGUUCGGGAGACAAACAUCCUGGGAAUUUUUUUUGUGUGUGGUUGAAGAAAUGGCAAUGAAUCUACCUUUAAGAGGCCUGAUUACAGAUUUUUAUAUUUUCACUGGUGAACUUUCUAAUACUUUAUUGACUUAACUUAGAUACCAGGCUCCCUCUGAAGUCAGUAGCAGUUCUGUAUCAGGGGGCCCCAACUUUUUUGUGGGGAUGAGCUAUUUUUUAUUUCCUUAAAACUUGAAAUCACUUAGGGAGAAGAGCUUGAUAGAGGCCACUGCUCAGCCAUCGACCAGAUGGGAGCUAAUGCACCACUCUUUCGAAGAGGGAUGGUGAUGGAGGAAGGAGAUAAGUGAAUAUCCCAUCAUGCUGCCAAAGCCUGUGUGAAUAAUGUUAAAUCAGCUGAAUGGCAUGUGUCCCACAGGCUGUUGUAUUAUGAUUCAUCAUCGCAGAUCCCAAUACUUUGCAUGUUCAAACAGUGGCUGCAAUGAAUAGGCCUAUAGUUAUAAACAACGAUUUAAAUAUUUUUUAAAGACCUUACUGAAUAUGAUUACUCUUUGUAGAAAUUCUCUCUAUUAAUUUUGAAAAACCUGCUAUGAAAGACUUCUUUUUUUUUAUAAAAAGCAGACUUCCAUAAUUGAGCUGACUUUCAUUAUUCACCUGUUUUGACUCAUCUUUUUGAUAGUAUACAGAACAAAGCAAGCUUUCCUGUUCUAUUCCAUUAAGAACUCAAGUAGUUCUAGAGAAAUCAGUGAACCAAGUCAGCACCGACUUUUCCUAUAAAGCCAGUUGUUUUUCCAUCAGCUCAAGAAACCUAACCUUUUCAUGGAUAUCUUAACCUUAGGCCCCUCUCUUUGUGGAAUUGAUACAACUUUUUUUUGGCUCAGCACCCGUUAGAACAUUAUAUAUUGUAAAAGAGAUUUCCUCCCUCCCCCAGCUUUUUAAUGCCUUUGGUUUGUCGAGGGGUUAAAUAGUUAAGAGAUGAUAACUUUUCCCAGGUUGGUGGACCUGAGUUUGGUGAAGGCAAAGGAGUGACUUGUGUCACUUGAUUCAUGUAAAAACUGAUAGAAGGAUGGGUGUUCAAGGAAGAGAUCUCUGCCCCAAUUUCAUGCAGGUGCCAUCUUGAGGACAGUCAGCUGCUUGAGUCUUGAUUGGGUUCAACUGAAGCCCAGGUUGGUGUUUUAAAGCCAAUCAAAGAAAAGUCAGAGGCUUGAAUUAAACAAGAAACUAAAAGUGAGGUUUUUAAUGUUCUUUGGUUAGCAAAAUAGUUUGUCUUCAAAAUCACCCCCAGCCGUUUGUAGCAUUCAUUCCUAUAGGCUCAACCACAGACUUAACUAAAAUUAUUGGAAAUGUUAAGUAUGUUUCCUACCUAAGACAAUACCCCCAUUGGUUUAAAAAAAAUUGUUCUAGAGCCAGAUAAAAUGAAGUAAUUCCUUUAUUGAUGAGCCUCCUGACAAUGAGGACAAAUCAAAGGUAAUUUUAUAUAUCUGGCUAUUUCUGGUUACCUGCCUAAGGUCAAGAACUUUUUCACUGGCCUGGUUUGUAUCUUUUUUUUUUUUGCUUUGUUUUUCCACAACAACCUUUAUUAUUCGAGUUGUUCUUAUGAAGCUGAAUUUUUGAACCCUAGUAUAGGACUUUACAUUUAUCCCCAUUAAAUUUUAUCUUAAUAGAUCUAGGUUGAUUUCAGUAUGCAUUGAUUUAAAAUUUUCCUAACAGCAAAUACACAAAACCUUUCUUUUUCCCAAAUGUUUAAAACCUUUGUAACAUUUUUGUGAAAUACUAAGGAGCCUCUUCAUUGUUUUUACUAAAACUCUUAUCCUUUUGUCAUCCUGUCCUAACUAUAAUGUACCUUAUUUAAUUAGAGAGAAAAUAUUUACACAGGUGGAAAAUGUUCACGUUCUACAGUCUCAGUGAAGAGUGAGAAAGUAAGUUCUUGAGAGUGGGUGUUCAUGGUCCUCAUGACUGGGUAUAGUCAAAGCAGAUUCAUUUUGCAACUGUUGUGAGAGGAUCGAAUGAAAUGAUACAUGUAAAGCACUUUUCAAACCAUAAAGCACUAUACAAAUGUUAGCUAUCAGAUGAUAAGAUCCUGGAGCCCAAGACUGCAUGGGAAUUAUGACCAUGAUCUUGGAUAGACAAAUCUGUUGGGAUGGCAUAUAAAAAUAAAAAUGGACCGGCCAAAUGUGACCUCCCAGCAAGCUGAAGGAGGAGAUGCUUCAAGAAUACAAUAAAAAUCAGGCUAAGGCAACAUUGCUGUCUUGUAGGUUGCUAUCAAACCCAAGAGGAGAGUGGCUGCCAUUUUUAGGGGUGUGAUAGUUCUGCCUUUUCAGUCUACGAAUUAGAAAGCACCAGCCAGAGAUGAAUGUAGUCUGUGAAUUAGAGAGGGAGUGUCAUAUGUCUACCACUCCUGCUACUUCCCCACCCAUACCAAGCAGGAACAUUGUCUUUGUUCACAAAGACAAUGGUAUUUUCCUAACUUAGGGAUGAAUAAAGCUGUAGGAUAUAGUGGAGAGACAGCUGGAUUUGAAUUCACAAAGAAAGAUCUGGCUUUAAAUGCAACCUCUGAUAUUGCCUGUGUGACCCCAUGGCAGUCGCUUAGCUUCUCUCAAUCUCAGGCAUCUCUCUGAAGACUUUUAAGUUAUAGUCUAGAGGUUGUGAUCUGUGUUAAUGGAAGGGAGUUCUCACAUCAGGAGAUCUAUACCGCUGAAAUCACUUUUUGACGCAUGGAUGAAAAAUGUCAUCAGCUGGUAAAGCAACAUCCAAAGUGCUGUAGGAGAUACAAAACAAAUAUGCUUAAGUCCCUAUCAUUUAAGGAGUUUCUACUACUAAGGAACUUGCAAUCUAAUUUUUUUUUAAAUUGAGAUUCCAUACCCCAGGGGGAAUGUGUAUUCAUGUGCAUGCAUGUGUGUAUGUGUGUGUGCAUGUAUGCGUGUAUGUGUGUGUGUGUCUGUGUAUGUGUGUGCGUGUGAUUCUGGAUGGCACAAGCAUUGUCUUGUCCCGUUGCUGACCUGGCAUCUAUGAUGUGGAAUUAUCAAAAAGUCCAGAUGUCACUUAUAGUCAUUUCCCAAGGGUUAAGCAUCCUCCCAGUGAAAGCAUACUUAGAACAAAACAGGAAAAUCCGUCUACACCUGUAGAUAACUUUAGGCAGGUCUGUCUUCACUUGUAUACACAAACAACUUGUAGCAUAGCAGUUCUUAGUAAUUUAUGGUAGGCGCAGGCCCUGUUUCCUCAGUACAAUGCUACUUGAAGGCACAACUCUUUCUUCACGCCUCAGGGACUGCCUUUAGGAUGGGAAGAAUAAAAGAUAUACAUGUUUUCACUGCAAAUGUUUGUACAGUUCAAUUCAUUAGCUUAUGAAGGUGCUGCCCGUGGUGCUAUUUCACUUGUGUUCAAAAAGAGACCAAGGCAUGGUCUGUAUUGCUACCAAAACAUUCUCUUGUAUAGAUGUGUAUUGAAAAAUGUAUUGUGUGUGUGUGUGUGUGUGUAUAUAUAUAUAUAUACAUAUAUAUCUAUAUAUGUCAUGGGUACCAGGCCAGUUGUAUAUUUCCAUUUAGAAGUGUUUCAUUUUUCAAGGUUUUGGUAGUGUUCUGAUUUUAAUUUUUUUUUCUUGAUUUAGUCUCAAAGAUUCUGUCUGGUACUUAGAACUGUAGUGUCUUCAUCCCUGAUUAAAGAAAACUGUGGAAAUGAAUUCACUGAUGUUAAUUGAUGUUAGUUAUCCUCAGUGUCUUUGGUAAAAAGAAUACUAAUCAAAAACAACUAGUCAAGCUUGCUUUAAGACUCACCUGAGCAUUUGGUUUCUCAGGUGCUCUGGCCAAACAUCUUUGAAGAGGUUUGAGUAGAUUUGAAGCCACUAACAUAAUUAGGUUCACCUUGCCCUGCCCCCACCUGCACUCCCACUUCCACUCCCACAACAACUUUAUUACCUCUAAAGCCUCAGAAACACCAUCCUCUUGAAUUGGCCACCUUGGACUCCUAGAAAGGACUUAAGAAAUAAGCAGUGAGUAUGAGAGAGAUUUUGAAUUUAAACUGCCUGUUUCCAGCAUAGAAUCCAAUUCCAUCCUAUAAGCUUUUAUGCCAGUUGUAAGCCAACUAUGUUUAGACACAAUAAAUUUUGAAACCGCUCAGAAACAGUCUAAAUAUAUGUUUCACCUUUAUUGGUGUUAAGUAAAAGUUUGUUCAUUUGUCCUAAUUUGACAGUGAAAAACAUGUUUCAGGAUAUUUUGAAACAAAUCCUAUUUCUUUCUAGUGUGAUGCUAUCAGGGGACCAGGAAGCUGAGUUCUAAGUCUCAGAGAAUCUUUUAAGGGCUUAAUAAGAAUCAGUUAUAAUUAACCUGCCCAUUAUUUAGCUGUACUAUUCAGAGUGACUCUAUGAGUGCUUAAAUCAUUUGUUGCCCUUAAUUGUUAAGGAGAUUUUUCUUCUUUGCAAUAUCUUUGCUUGGUAUUUGGCGUGAGUUCAAGGUCUGAUUUAUAGAAUAUUUUUUAAAGAUUGUUUUUAUUCAUUCCAAGUCCAUAUAAUAAACUCAAACUAUAGUUAAUAAAAUGUUGCCAACA